GGCAUGCUCCUGGAGGGGCCGCCCGGCCCCGAAGGCCCUGCGGGUCUCCCAGGACCUCCAGGGACGAUGGGUCCCACAGGCCAAGUGGGUGACCCUGGAGAAAGGGGUCCCCCUGGACGCCCAGGCCUUCCUGGCGCUGACGGGCUGCCCGGCCCUCCUGGAACCAUGCUCAUGCUGCCUUUCCGGUUCGGAGGGGGCGGUGACGCGGGCUCCAAAGGACCCAUGGUCUCCGCGCAGGAGUCCCAAGCUCAAGCCAUCCUGCAGCAGGCCCGGCUCGCGUUGAGGGGGCCUGCUGGCCCGAUGGGUCUCACUGGGAGACCGGGUCCCAUGGGCCCUCCUGGGAGCGGAGGUCUGAAGGGCGAGCCAGGAGACAUGGGGCCUCAGGGUCCGCGGGGUGUGCAGGGCCCACCUGGCCCGGCAGGAAAGCCUGGGAGAAGGGGCCGAGCUGGCAGUGACGGAGCAAGAGGAAUGCCCGGGCAGACUGGCCCCAAGGGUGACCGCGGCUUCGAUGGCCUGGCGGGGCUGCCAGGGGAGAAAGGCCACCGGGGCGACCCUGGCCCGUCCGGCCCGCCGGGACCUCCAGGGGAAGAUGGAGAAAGGGGCGACGAUGGAGAAGUUGGGCCCAGAGGGCUGCCUGGGGAGCCCGGGCCGCGAGGUCUGCUGGGGCCGAAGGGCCCCCCAGGCCCCCCUGGACCUCCCGGUGUGACGGGAAUGGAUGGUCAACCAGGCCCGAAAGGCAACGUGGGUCCCCAGGGAGAGCCCGGCCCCCCGGGGCAGCAGGGUAACCCAGGUGCCCAGGGUCUUCCGGGCCCCCAGGGCGCAAUCGGGCCUCCAGGAGAAAAGGGUCCACUGGGCAAACCCGGCCUCCCAGGAAUGCCUGGUGCUGAUGGACCCCCGGGGCACCCUGGCAAAGAAGGCCCUCCAGGAGAGAAGGGAGGGCAGGGUCCACCUGGCCCCCAGGGUCCAAUCGGCUACCCAGGUCCUCGCGGAGUCAAGGGGGCGGACGGCAUCCGAGGUCUGAAGGGCACCAAGGGCGAGAAGGGUGAAGAUGGCUUCCCGGGCUUCAAAGGAGACAUGGGCAUCAAGGGCGAUCGGGGGGAGAUCGGCCCACCUGGUCCCAGAGGGGAGGACGGUCCCGAAGGUCCCAAGGGACGAGGCGGUCCGAACGGCGACCCCGGUCCUCUGGGACCCCCUGGGGAGAAGGGCAAACUCGGAGUCCCAGGACUGCCAGGCUACCCGGGAAGACAGGGGCCAAAGGGUUCUAUCGGAUUUCCUGGAUUUCCUGGCGCCAACGGAGAAAAGGGCGGCAGGGGCACCCCUGGGAAGCCGGGACCGCGAGGGCAGCGAGGCCCGACGGGCCCACGAGGUGAAAGAGGCCCACGGGGCAUCACCGGGAAGCCUGGCCCCAAGGGCAACUCUGGAGGCGAUGGCCCGGCUGGCCCUCCCGGUGAACGGGGACCCAACGGACCCCAAGGACCCACGGGGUUCCCUGGACCAAAGGGCCCCCCGGGGCCCCCAGGCAAGGACGGGCUCCCGGGACACCCUGGACAGCGAGGCGAGACGGGUUUCCAAGGCAAGACCGGCCCUCCAGGCCCUCCGGGUGUGGUCGGCCCUCAGGGUCCCACUGGGGAAACUGGUCCCAUGGGCGAGCGUGGCCACCCUGGGCCCCCGGGCCCCCCCGGUGAACAGGGGCUCCCGGGCCUGGCCGGGAAAGAAGGGACAAAGGGAGACCCAGGCCCCGCCGGCCUUCCUGGGAAAGACGGUCCCCCCGGGCUGCGAGGCUUCCCUGGAGACCGAGGACUUCCUGGUCCAGUCGGGGCGCUUGGACUGAAAGGCAGUGAAGGCCCCCCCGGCCCGCCAGGCCCCGCGGGAUCUCCAGGGGAGAGAGGUCCUGCUGGUGCCGCCGGGCCCAUUGGAAUUCCAGGGAGGCCCGGGCCCCAGGGGCCCCCUGGGCCGGCUGGGGAGAAAGGCGCCCCUGGCGAGAAGGGUCCACAAGGCCCAGCUGGCCGAGAUGGUCUCCAGGGCCCCGUGGGGCUCCCCGGUCCUGCUGGCCCUGUGGGCCCCCCUGGAGAAGACGGAGACAAGGGAGAGAUUGGAGAGCCAGGACAGAAGGGGAGCAAGGGAGACAAAGGCGAGCAGGGUCCACCAGGGCCUACAGGACCUCAAGGCCCCAUCGGACAGCCAGGCCCCUCCGGAGCCGAUGGCGAGCCGGGACCUCGGGGCCAGCAGGGCCUCUUUGGGCAGAAAGGCGACGAAGGUCCGAGAGGCUUCCCCGGGCCCCCAGGCCCUGUGGGGCUGCAGGGUCUGCCGGGACCUCCUGGAGAGAAGGGCGAGACGGGUGACGUGGGUCAGAUGGGCCCACCAGGUCCCCCCGGCCCCCGAGGACCCUCCGGAGCUCCAGGUGCAGACGGGCCACAAGGACCCCCCGGUGGAAUAGGCAACCCCGGAGCCGUGGGAGAGAAGGGUGAGCCUGGCGAAGCGGGAGAGCCUGGCCUUCCCGGCGAAGGGGGCCCCCCGGGACCCAAAGGCGAAAGGGGGGAGAAGGGCGAGUCGGGCCCCUCCGGUGCCGCCGGACCCCCGGGGCCCAAGGGCCCUCCCGGAGACGACGGUCCCAAAGGCAGCCCCGGCCCCGUCGGUUUUCCCGGAGAUCCUGGUCCCCCCGGAGAACCUGGCCCCGCGGGUCAAGACGGUCCUCCUGGCGACAAAGGAGACGACGGUGAACCCGGGCAAACGGGAUCACCAGGCCCUACGGGUGAGCCAGGCCCAUCUGGGCCUCCAGGAAAAAGGGGUCCGCCCGGCCCCGCAGGCCCCGAAGGCAGGCAAGGGGAGAAAGGAGCCAAGGGAGAAGCCGGCUUGGAAGGCCCUCCUGGGAAGACUGGCCCCAUCGGCCCCCAGGGGGCCCCUGGGAAGCCGGGGCCUGACGGCCUUCGAGGGAUCCCCGGCCCAGUGGGUGAACAAGGUCUCCCCGGAGCCCCGGGCCCCGAUGGCCCCCCAGGACCCAUGGGCCCCCCAGGACUCCCCGGCCUCAAAGGAGACUCUGGACCCAAAGGAGAAAAGGGUCACCCAGGCUUGAUCGGCCUCAUCGGACCUCCGGGCGAACAGGGAGAAAAGGGUGAACGUGGAGUCCCCGGACCCCAGGGCUCCUCGGGCCCUAAGGGAGAACAGGGUAUCACCGGUCCUUCCGGCCCGAUUGGCCCCCCAGGUCCCCCCGGCCUGCCGGGCCCCCCUGGUCCAAAAGGUGCUAAGGGCUCCUCGGGUCCAACUGGCCCGAAGGGUGAGGCAGGCCAGCCAGGACCCCCUGGCCCACCAGGCCCCCCGGGCGAGGUCAUCCAGCCCCUGCCAAUCCAGGCGUCCAGGACCCGGCGGAACAUCGACGCCAGCCAGCUGAUGGACGACGCAGAGGGCGAGCAGUACAUGGACUAUGCGGACGGCAUGGAGGAGAUCUUCGGCUCGCUCAACUCCCUGAAGCUGGAGAUUGAGCAGAUGAAGCGGCCGCUGGGCACGCCGCAGAACCCCGCGCGCACCUGCAAAGACCUCCAGCUCUGCCACCCCGACUUCCCCGAUGGCGAAUACUGGGUGGAUCCGAACCAAGGCUGCUCCCGGGACUCCUUCAAGGUCUACUGCAACUUCACGGCCGGGGGCUCGACGUGCGUCUUCCCCGACAAGAAGUCCGAGGGG
Messenger RNA from Capra hircus (goat), 3678 nucleotides. It is a transcript of the gene COL5A1, whose product is annotated as collagen type V alpha 1 chain. NCBI's taxonomy places the organism in Eukaryota, Metazoa, Chordata, Mammalia, Artiodactyla, Bovidae. The record is from RefSeq and is a predicted model, not a curated record. Gene Ontology annotation, molecular function: extracellular matrix structural constituent.